This is a messenger RNA of Acanthosepion pharaonis, 924 nucleotides long. NCBI's taxonomy places the organism in Eukaryota, Metazoa, Mollusca, Cephalopoda, Sepiida, Sepiidae. The record is from the annotation of a GenBank genome assembly.
UUGUUCUUCCUUGGUCCUAACCCGUCCAUAACAAUCUAUCUAUCUAUCUAUCUAUCUAUCUAUCUAUCUAUCUAUCUAUCUAUCUAUCUAUCUAUGUAUUUUAUGUGUUAUGCCAGAUUUGAAAUAAGUAAACGACGGCCUCGUCGAGCACCUGCCGUCAACACUGUGGCUUCCUUGAAGCGAGGGGAGAUGUUGGAAGCUGCUGCUGCUGCUGUUGUUGAUGCAUCACGAGACUGGUGGGGCGGACAGAGAGAAAUCGAUAAUCGCAGAAAAGCAAAUGUUAUUCUCAGUAAUCGACAUAUUUUAAAAUCUCACUGUUCAUUUCUAUCUAUCUAUCUAUCUAUCUAUCUAUCUAUCUAUCUAUCUAUCUAUCUAUCUAUCUAUCUAUUUCAGUGUUCAUUUCUAUCUAUCUAUCUAUCUAUCUAUCUAUCUAUCUAUCUAUCUCAGUGUUCAUUUCUAUCUAUCUAUCUAUCUAUCUAUCUAUCUAUCUAUCUAUCUAUCUAUCUCAGUUGUUCAUUUCUAUCUAUCUAUCUAUCUAUCUAUCUAUCUAUCUAUCUAUCUAUCUAUCUCAGUUUUAAUUUCUAUCGAUCUAUCUCCGUGACCAUUUGUAUCUAUCUAUCUAUCUAUCUAUCUAUCUAUCUAUCUAUCUAUCUAUCUAUCUAUCUAUCUAUCUAUCUCAGUUUUAAUUUCUAUCGAUCUAUCUCCGUGACCAUUUUAACUGGCGAUCUAUCUAUCUAUCUAUCUAUCUAUCUAUCAAUCAAUCUAUCUAUCUAUCUAUGGUUAUGCGAUUUCUGUCUGUCUGUCUCUCUCUCUAUCUCUCUAUGUAUAUAUUUAUCUAUCUAUGGUUAUGCCAUUUCUAUCUAUCUAUCUAUCUGUCUGUCUGUCUGUCUAUCUAUCUAUCAGAAACAUUUGCCACGUCCUUAG